AUGGAGCGGCCCCCGGGGCUGCGGCCGGGCGCGGGCGGGCCGUGGGAGAUGCGGGAGCGGCUGGGCACUGGCGGCUUCGGGAACGUCUGCCUGUAUCAACAUCGGGAACUUGAUCUCAAAAUAGCAAUUAAGUCUUGUCGCCUAGAGCUAAGUACCAAAAACAGAGAACGGUGGUGCCAUGAAAUCCAGAUCAUGAAGAAGUUGAACCACGCCAAUGUUGUAAAGGCCUGUGACGUUCCUGAGGAAUUGAAUUUUUUGAUUAACGAUGUGCCUCUUCUAGCAAUGGAAUAUUGUUCUGGAGGAGAUCUCCGGAAGCUACUCAACAAACCAGAAAAUUGCUGUGGACUUAAAGAAAGCCAGAUACUUUCUUUACUGAGUGAUAUAGGAUCUGGGAUCCGAUAUUUGCAUGAAAACAAAAUUAUACAUCGUGAUCUAAAACCUGAAAACAUAGUUCUUCAGGAUGUUGGUGGAAAGAUUAUGCAUAAAAUAAUUGAUUUGGGAUAUGCCAAAGAUGUUGAUCAAGGAAGUCUUUGUACAUCUUUUGUGGGAACUUUGCAGUAUCUGGCCCCAGAGCUCUUUGAGAAUAAGCCUUAUACAGCCACUGUUGAUUAUUGGAGCUUUGGUACCAUGGUGUUUGAGUGUAUUGCUGGAUAUAGGCCUUUUUUGCAUCAUCUGCAGCCAUUUACCUGGCAUGAGAAGAUUAAGAAGAAGGAUCCAAAGUGUAUAUUUGCAUGUGAAGAAAUGACAGGAGAAGUUCGGUUUAGUAGCCAUUUACCUCAACCAAAUAGCCUUUGUAGUUUAAUAGUAGAACCCAUGGAAAACUGGCUGCAGUUGAUGCUAAACUGGGAUCCUCAGCAGAGAGGAGGACCUGUUGAUCUUACUUUGAAGCAGCCAAGAUGUUUUGUAUUAAUGGAUCACAUUCUGAAUUUGAAGAUAGUACAUAUACUAAAUAUGACUUCUGCCAAGAUAAUUUCUUUUCUGUUACCACCUGAUGAAAGUCUUCAUUCACUACAGUCUCGUAUUGAGCGGGAAACUGGAAUAAAUACUGGUUCUCAAGAGCUUCUUUCAGAGAUGGGAAUUUCUCUGGAUCCUCGGAAACCGGCCUCUCAGUGUGUUCUAGAUGGAGUUAGGGGCUGUGAUAGCUAUAUGGUUUAUUUGUUUGAUAAAAGUAAGACUGUAUAUGAAGGACCAUUUGCUUCCAGAAGUUUAUCUGACUGUGUAAAUUAUAUUGUACAGGACAGCAAAAUACAGCUUCCAAUUAUCCAGCUGCGUAAAGUAUGGGCUGAAGCAGUACACUAUGUAUCUGGGCUGAAAGAAGACUACAGCAGGCUCUUUCAGGGACAGAGAGCAGCCAUGUUAAGUCUUCUUAGAUAUAAUACUAACUUGACAAAAAUGAAGAAUACUUUGAUCUCAGCAUCUCAGCAACUGAAAGCUAAAUUGGAGUUUUUUCACAAAAGCAUUCAGCUUGACUUGGAAAGAUAUAGUGAGCAGAUGACUUACGGGAUAUCCUCAGAAAAAAUGUUAAAAGCAUGGAAAGAAAUGGAAGAAAAGGCUAUCCACUAUGCUGAGGUGGGUGUUAUUGGAUACCUGGAGGAUCAGAUCAUGUCCCUGCACACUGAAAUCAUGGAGCUACAGAAGAGCCCCUACGGACGACGUCAGGGAGACUUGAUGGAAUCUCUGGAACAGCGUGCAAUUGAUCUAUAUAAACAGUUAAAGCACAGACCUUCAGAUCACUCCUACAGCGACAGCACGGAGAUGGUGAAAAUCAUUGUGCAUACUGUGCAGAGUCAGGACCGCGUUCUCAAGGAGCUGUUUGGUCAUCUGAGCAAGUUGUUGGGCUGUAAGCAGAAGAUUAUUGAUCUACUGCCCAAGGUGGAAAUGGCCCUCAGUAACAUCAAAGAAGCUGACAAUACUGUCAUGUUUAUGCAGGGAAAGAGACAGAAAGAAAUAUGGCAUCUCCUUAAAAUUGCCUGUACACAGAGUUCUGCCCGGUCUCUAGGAUCCAGUCUAGAAGGUGUAACCCCUCAGCUGCCCCCAGCUUCAGCAGAACGUGAACAUCCUCUGUCAUGCGUGGUAACUCCUCAAGAUGGGGAGACUUUAGCACAAAUGAUAGAAGAAAAUUUGAACUGUCUUGGCCAUUUAAGCACUAUUAUUCAUGAAGCAAAUGAAAAACAGGGCAACAGUAUGAUGAGUCUUGAUUGGAGUUGGUUAACAGAAUGA
Molecule: messenger RNA, 2220 nt
Organism: Rangifer tarandus platyrhynchus (Svalbard reindeer)
Lineage: Eukaryota; Metazoa; Chordata; Mammalia; Artiodactyla; Cervidae
Source: the annotation of a GenBank genome assembly